This is a messenger RNA of Racocetra persica, 672 nucleotides long. The record is from the annotation of a GenBank genome assembly. NCBI's taxonomy places the organism in Eukaryota, Fungi, Glomeromycota, Glomeromycetes, Diversisporales, Gigasporaceae.
GAUAUGCAAUUAUCUGAUGAAAAGUCUUCAAGACUAGGUGGUUCAGUGUUCAAUUUUAAUGAGAUUUAUGAAUGUUUGAAAGAAUUUAAACAAAAUUUUACUAAAAACAGACAUACACAAAACAAGGCAAAAUCAGUAUCUAUCCUUGAAAACCCUUCAAACUCUCCCAGUGAUUCAUCAGAAAUCUCUCAAGACCUUCUUAAUUUCGGAAACCAAAGCCCCACUAGCGCUUAUUCGUCAUCAAAUCACCAGGAAACUAGCUUUGCCCCUGAAUUCAUUAAAUAUUUUACUACACCAAAAAGGCGUCAUAGGUGGCAAAUGGACCUAAAUUUAUUAACUCAACAAGAAGAUGAAAAAGUCGAUCUUUAUAUAUACAAAUUUAAAAGAUUACAAAAAAGAGUCAACCCAAAAAAUAAAUUACCACCAACCUAUGUGGUCAGAAUGUUUAUUGGCGGUCUAAAGAGUAAAAUUGCGGCCUUCAUGUCUAUUGCCGAACCAAAAACCCUUGAUGAUGCUAUUAAGAAUGCUAGAAAAAUAGAGGCUGGUAAAAACUAUAAAAAAAGAAAAGAAAAAGACCCUACUAACCAACUCAUCGAAGUAUUGACACAUAAAAUGCAUCAAAUAGUAACAAAUUAUAAAAAAUUAACCACUACAUUGGAAGCCAGGGUUGAA